GCGGUCGCGGCCCGGUUGCGCGGGGCCCGGCGUCAGCGCGGCGUCAGCGCGGCCCCCCCGGGGCUGACGGGCGCCCUCGCCCCCGCAGAGCCGGGCGCCGACCGCGUUCAUGCGCAGCCCGACGCCAGCGCUCCCGGCAUGACCUCGGGGAACGGGAGCUCUGCCUCCACCGUCGCCGGCGCUGCCCCGCACAAUGGUGAGAACAAACCGCCCCAGGCCAUAGUGAAGCCCCAGAUCCUGACGCACGUUAUCGAGGGGUUCGUCAUCCAGGAGGGGGCAGAGCCGUUCCCGGUGGGGCGGUCCUCGCUGCUGGUGGGGAACCUGAAGAAGAAGUAUGCGCAGGAGCUGCUGGCCGAGAAACUCCCGCAGCAGGACAACACCACCACCACCGACUCUGAGAUGGAGGAGCCCUACAUGCAAGGUGUCCCUCCGCGCCCCCCAGAAUCCAAAGAGGAGGGGAACCCCCCGAAGCUGAAGUGCGAGCUCUGCGGCCGCGUCGACUUCGCCUACAAGUUCAAGCGCUCCAAGCGCUUCUGUUCCAUGGCCUGUGCUAAGAGGUACAAUGUGGGGUGCACGAAGCGCGUGGGCUUGUUCCACCCCGACCGCAGCAAGCUGCAGAAACCCGGUGGCCCCCCGCACGGGCGCCGCCGCACCUGCAAGGUGCCCACCCUGAGCAAAGACACCAAGAAGCAGACGCCGGUUUCUCUCCCGACGGGCUCGGUGCCUCUCUCUGUGACGGCGUCGCUGCAGCUCAACCACAGCCAGGAGGACUCGAGCCGCUGCUCGGACAACUCGAGCUACGAGGAGCCGCUGUCCCCCAUCUCGGCCAGCUCGUCCACCUCGCGCCGGCGCCAGGGCGACCGUGACCUCGAGCUGCGCGACAUGGAGCUGCCUGACAUGCACAUGCGGGACCUGGCAGGCAUCGGGCACCGCUUCCUGCCCAGCGAGCCCAGCAAGUGGAACGUGGAGGACGUCUACGAGUUCAUCCGCUCGCUGCCAGGCUGCCAGGAGAUCGCGGAGGAGUUCAGGGCGCAGGAGAUUGACGGGCAGGCGCUGCUGCUGCUGAAGGAGGACCACCUCAUGAGCACCAUGAACAUCAAACUGGGCCCGGCCCUCAAGAUCUACGCCCGCAUCAGCAUGCUCAAGGACUCCUAGAGCCGGGGCCGCCGGCCCGCACGAACGCUCCUGGCAGGGUGGGGAGGGGGGACCUGUGCCCCCCCCCUCAUCCCUGCCCAGCUUGGGGGGCUGCAGGGCGGGAUGGGGAGGGAGGGCGGGCAGGGGGGGAUCCACUUGCUGAGCACAAACAGCCCCGGGGCAGCCCCCCCUGUGCCCCGCAGCCAGGCCGGGGCGCAGCUCUGCUGCAGGGGUGUGUACAUAGCCCGUAGCGAUAGCUUCCCCUUGGGUGCGCCCCAUGGGGCCGCCCCUUCUCCGGCAGGGAGGGCCCCCACGCCCCCGGAACGGCAGGGCGAAGCAGGACGAUUGCCUUAACGUGUGGCCCUGCCAGGACCUGGCAGGGGGGAUAUAGCCCCCCAAGGGGCAUUUUGGGGUGCCUCGUGGAGAAGGUGUUGCCCCCACCCUGGGCUGUUUUGGGGGCACCUUAGUAGAAGACGGCGGCGGUGUGGGUUCAGCCCCCAAGGCAGGUAAGGACCCUUCACCCCUCGCUGCCGCCGCUGCUGGCCACCGGUCUUUCUAAGAAAAAAGAGAAAAAAAAAAAAAG
Messenger RNA from Oxyura jamaicensis (ruddy duck), 1717 nucleotides. RefSeq names its product polyhomeotic homolog 2 (gene PHC2). Gene Ontology annotation, molecular function: zinc ion binding; protein binding. The coding region runs from base 139 to 1155 and encodes 338 amino acids. NCBI's taxonomy places the organism in Eukaryota, Metazoa, Chordata, Aves, Anseriformes, Anatidae. The transcript is spliced from 6 exons. The record is from RefSeq and is a predicted model, not a curated record. Gene Ontology annotation, cellular component: PRC1 complex; nucleus.